Stegostoma tigrinum is the source of this 2208-nucleotide messenger RNA. RefSeq lists its product as uncharacterized. The record is from RefSeq and is a predicted model, not a curated record. NCBI's taxonomy places the organism in Eukaryota, Metazoa, Chordata, Chondrichthyes, Orectolobiformes, Stegostomatidae. Bases 1 to 2208 code for a protein of 735 amino acids. The transcript has 2 exons.
AUGAGGACACUCUCCCUUGCUCUGGGCCAAAUCCCACCCCGAGCUCUCCAACUCCAACCCCAAGCUCUUCAACUCCCACCCCGGGCUCUCCAGCUCCCACCCCGGGCUCUCCAGCUCCCACCCCGGGCUCUCCAGCUCCCACCCCGGGCUCUCCAGCUCCCACCCCGAGCUCUCCAACUCCCACUCCGGGCUCUCCAACUCCCACCUCGGGCUCUUCAACUCCUACCCCGGGCUCUUCAACUCCCACCCCGGGCUCUUCAACUCCCACCCCGGGCUCUCCAACUCCCACACCGGGCUCUGCAACUCCCACCCCGGGCUCUUCAACUCCCAUCCUGGGCUCUCGAUCUCCAACCCUGGGCUCUCCAACUCCCACGCCAGGCUCUCCGCCUCCCAUCCCGGGCUUUUCAACUCCCACUCCGGGCUCUCCAACUUCCAGUCGAGCUCUCCAACUCUCACCCCGAGCUCUUCAACUCCCACUGGGCUCUCCAACUCCCACCCCGGGCUCUCCAACUCCCACCCGGGCUCUCCAGCUCCCACCCGAGCUCUCCAGCUCCCACCCCGGGCUCUCCAGCUCCAACACGGGCGCUGCAACGCCCACCCUGGUCUCUCCAACUCCCACCCAGGCUCUCCAAUGCUCACCCGAGCGCUUCAACUCCCACCCCGGGCUCUCCAACUCCCACCCGAGCUCUCCAACUCCCACCCCGGGCUCUCCAACUCUCACCCGAGCGCUUCAACUCCUACCCCGGGCUCUCCAUCUCCCACACUGGACUCUCCAACUCCCACCCCGAAUUCUCCAACUCCCAUGCGGGCCCUCCACUUCCCACCGGGAACUUCAACUCCCAACCGGGCUCUCCAAGUCCCAGCUGGGCUCUCGAGCUGCCACCCGAGCUCUCCAACUACCACCCGGCUCUCCAAUUCCAACUCGGGCUCUCCAACUCCCACCCGGGCUCUCCAACUCCCACCUGGGCUCUCCAACUCCCACGCCAGGCUCACCAACUCCCACCCCAAGAUCUCCAGCUCCCACCCGAGCUCUCCAACUCCCACCCCGGACUCUCCAACUCCUGGCCGGGCUCUCCAACAUCCUCCCGUGACCUCCAACUUCGCUCCCCUGGUCUCUCCAACCCCCACCCGAGCUCUCCAACUCCCAACCCAGGCUCUCCAACUCCCACCCGUGAUCUCCAACUUCAUCCCCCCCAUGCUCUCCAGCUCCCACCUGAGCUCUCCAGCUCCCACCCCGGGCUCUCCAGCUCCCACCCCGGGCUCUCCAACUCCCACCCGGGCUCUCCAACCCCCAGCCGAGCUCUCCAACUCUCACCCCGAGCUCUUCAACUCCCACCCGGGCUCUCCAAGACCCUACUGAAUUCUCCAACUCCCAUGCGGGCUCUCCACCUCCCACCGGCUCUUCAGCUCCCACCCGAGCUCUCCAACUCCAACCUGAGCUCUACAGCUCCCACCCGAGCUCUCCUACUCCCACCCUGGGCUCUCCAACUAUCACCUGAGCACUUCAACUCCCACCCCGGGCUCUCCAACUCCCUCCUGUGGUCUCCAACUUCGCUCCCCUGGGCUCUCCAAUCCCACCUGAGCUCUCCAACUCCCACCCGGGCUCUCCAACUCCCACUGGGCUCUCCAACUCCCACCCGAGCUCUCCAACACCAACCUGAGCUCUCCAACUCCCAGCCAGGCUGUCCAACUCCCACCUGGGCACUCCAACUCCCACCCGAGCUCUCCAGCUCACACUUAAGCUCUCCCGCUCCCACCCGGGCUCUCCAACUCACAGCUGGGCUCUCCAACUCCCACCCGAGCUCUCCAACUCCCACCCAAGCUCUCCAACUACCACCCAAGUUCUCCAACUCCCAACCAGGCUCUCCAGCUCACAGCCAGGCUCUCCAGCUCCCACCCGGGCUCUCCAGCUCCCAUCCGGGCUCUCCAGCUCCCACCCGGACUCUCCACCUUCCACCCGGACUCUCCAGCUCCCACCGGGCUCUCCAACUCCCACCUGGGCUCUCUAGCUCCUACCUGGGUUCCCCACCUCCCACCCGGGCUCUUCAGCUCCCAUCCGGGCUCUCCAGCUCCCACCCGGACUCUCCAGCUCCCACCGGGCUCUCCAACUCCCACCUGGACUCUCUAGCUCCUACCUGGGCUCCCCACCUCCCACCCGGACUCUCCAGCUCCCACCCAGACUCUCCGGUUCCCACCCGGGCUCUCUAA